CAGAUAUUUAAUAUUGAAAGUGCUACAGAGCACUUGUUAACAUUUGCGUUAGAGUGGGCCAUGCGGAAGAGUUGGUAAGAGCCUAUCAAAUAGACAGUUGCGUCAAAUUUUUUACUGUCCUGGCUGGACUUUGCUUAACUGCUUAAGUAAAUUUGUAAAGCACUGAGUAAUCCGAAUUCGGAGAAAACUCAUUCUAUAUAUCUAAAAUUUGCAGCUUUGAAACUUGAAGCUUUAUCAUAAGUUAACUUGCAAAUGUCGGAUUCAGAGUCAUCAUGUGACGUACAGGAGAUCCUGGCCUGCCCUGGAUUGUAUCAAGAGUUCACACAAGCUCCCAAACAUGUCUACAACAAGCCAGCUUUAGUAAAUACAUUGAAUUGUAUCAAGAAUAAUCUUCCAUGGAUAGAACGAUUGGAUGUUGUAUGUGAAGCUGCUCCAGCUUUAAACGAUUUAAAAAUAGAUGAUUUACAACAGAUUAAUCCAGAUGAUGACUUUAAAAGGGAGAAUUAUUUCUAUCGUAUUGCUCAGGCUGGUGUACUUAAAGCUAUACCUCAGUUGCAUGCUUUAGAUGUGCCAACUAAACGUCCGUCUGAUUACUUUGCAGAAAUGGUCAAAACAGAUAAUCAUAUGACAAAGAUUAAACAAUAUUUAAUUGAAACUAAACAAAAAUUAGCUUUACGUGAACGUGCUAGACAAAUUAGAGAAAGACGUAAAUUUGGUAAACAAGUUCAACAAGUUGUGCAUCAAGCACGUAAAGAAGAAAAGCGUAAAUUAACUGAAGCUGUAAAGAAUACAUGGAAAAAAACAGGUACUAAUCGAGAAGAGAAAUUGGAACAGAUAUUGAGUGGAUUCAAGAAAGACUUUGAAGUGAAUGAGAAGACAGAUAAACAGAUGGCAUCGAAAACUUUUCAUACUGCUAAAGAUUAUGCCAAUCGACGAAAAAUUAAUCAUACACGUGUUUAUAAAAAUAAUAAAUAUGGUCAUGGUGGACAAAAGAAGCGUCAAAAGCGUAAUACAACUGAAUCAUUGAAUAGUGGAGUUCGACGUGACUUUAGUCAAUUGAAGCAUCAAGCAACUCCAAACAAAGCUAAACAAAUUCGAAAAGAUAUUCGUAAGUCAAGAGAGAAACGGAAGAAGAUGACAAAAAAACGUGCUUAAUAGACAUGUUGAGAAAAACUUAUGCUUUGUAUACUACUACUACUACUAGGGCUACUAUUGUAAAUUUUUAUCUGAACUGUUUCAAUAUACGCGCGUUUUCAUCUUAC
Molecule: messenger RNA, 1262 nt
Organism: Heterobilharzia americana
Lineage: Eukaryota; Metazoa; Platyhelminthes; Trematoda; Strigeidida; Schistosomatidae
Source: the annotation of a GenBank genome assembly